Psilocybe cubensis is the source of this 1404-nucleotide messenger RNA. RefSeq lists its product as uncharacterized. The record is from RefSeq and is a predicted model, not a curated record. Lineage: Eukaryota; Fungi; Basidiomycota; Agaricomycetes; Agaricales; Agrocybaceae. Gene Ontology annotation, molecular function: ubiquitin binding. Gene Ontology annotation, biological process: protein modification process; endosome to lysosome transport; protein transport. Gene Ontology annotation, cellular component: ESCRT I complex. Bases 1 to 1404 code for a protein of 467 amino acids. The transcript is spliced from 6 exons.
AUGGAAAGCAAGUCCCAGACCCAUGUCACCAUCACGUGGAUGGAUCUGCCCACGGCCGCAGGGGAAGUCCGCGAGUCUGCAAAGGCCAUGGCGCUGUCUAUUACCCAGCGAUGGCUGCAGCAGGCCGUCCAGCCGUAUCCCAACCACCCACGCGUCUACGCCGACACCGACGCGCUGCUCGCCCAUGCACCGACACUGCGUCCCAAAUCUGAUGUCUACACAUUCGACGACGGCCGCACGCAGCUGCUGCUGUGUGUGCACGGACUGCUGCCCAUCAGCUACCGCCAGACGGGGUACAACAUCCCGGUGGCGAUCUGGCUGCCGCGUGAGUACCCGCGAGAAGCGCCGAUCGUGUAUGUAGUGCCUACUACGGAGAUGGUGGUGAGGCCCGGACGGUAUCUCGAUGUGAGCGGACGGUGCAGGAUAGAGUAUAUGCAGCAGUGGGAACGGAAGGACGAGGGUUGUAGUCUAUCUGCCCUCGUCGAUGCUCUCCAGGAGUAUUUUUCGCGAGAGCCGCCUGUGUAUGCAAAGCCGGCUGUCAGUAGAGUCGUCGCCCAGUCGCCACCGCCCCCACCGCCUCUGCCUGCUAAACCACCGAGUAGCGCUACUCCAAAUCCAGUCUCUAUAUUUACACCAGCACAGCCUCCGCCGCUCCCACCUCAUCCCGUACAGUCAUUCCGUCCGGCUAUUCCUCCUCCUCUGCUUGCCCCAUCCCAUCCAGUCCCACCACCACCACCUCCUCCUCCUCCUCCACAAUUAUUUGCAUCGCCUCACCCACCCCGGCCGGACCCUCAUCACAUCCCCAUCCCCGUCCCAGAUCUCCUUGACCAGGACAAUGACGCGUCUGCCAUCCCAGCUUCUUUCCCAGCACCACCGCCACGGCCCCCAAAUCCUGAACUCCUCCGGCUCCAAUCGGAGGUCCACCGCAAACUCACCGCAGAGUUAAACUCUCUCUCGCAGGCUCUCGCCAUUGAUGCCGAGCGGUUGCGCGCACAACAAGCCGAUCUUCUCGCCGGCGAGCCCGCUAUCAAAGACGAGAUGGCGCGUCUUGAGGCUGUUCGAGAUGUCUGUCGCAAUGUCGCAAGUAGGACCAGCCACGCCGUUCACCAAGCAGAGGCAAAUAUUGCAGAGUUGCGUAGGAAAGGCGACCCCGAGGUCGAUGAGCUCGUUUGUGCAACGAGCAUAGUCCACAAUCAGCUCAUAAACCUAAUUGCGGACGACAACGCGAUCGAAGACACCAUUUACCAUCUACACCGAGCCCUCAAUGCCGGUAGAAUAGAUUUAGAACGUUUCCUUCGGGCCACCCGUCUCUUGGCGGAGGAGCAGUUCAUGAAACGUGCACUCAUAGAGAAGAUUCAGGCCAGUACCAUGUCGUCACCGUCCGUCCCUUCUGAUUGGGCCUGA